Nerophis lumbriciformis (worm pipefish) is the source of this 2856-nucleotide messenger RNA. The record is from RefSeq and is a predicted model, not a curated record. NCBI's taxonomy places the organism in Eukaryota, Metazoa, Chordata, Actinopteri, Syngnathiformes, Syngnathidae.
AUGAAACAACUUUUGGCGCCACGGUUGCUCGUGCUGAUCAGCGCCGGUGUUGCGUUGACGGACGCCGGGCCCUUGAACGCAACACCGCAAGAUGGUGUGGAAUGGCGGCGCCCCCUGCUGGAGAGGACCCAACCUUUCGUUCUGGUUGGCGGGCGAAAGCGGAGCCUUAAGGAGGCAUUGCAGGGUGGUCACCCAGAACAUCUGCAGUGUGGCCUGGAGGUCCGAGGAGAGGUUCUUGUUCUUGACCUGCAGAAGAACCAUGACCUUCUGCCCAAAUCGCCAAACGUCUUCUUCUACCUGCCUAACGGCACCGGAGUGUCCCUGAAUGAUGACCCUGUGACACAUUGUUACUACCAUGGCAACGUAAGAGGAUUCCCAAGCUCCAGAGUGGCAAUCAGCACCUGCUCAGGACUCCGUGGCGUGAUCGCUGUCAACGCAUCUUUGAGUUUCGAGGUUCAACCGCAUGAGAUCCAUCACGACGGGGUGGGGAGCGGUGAAGGAGGCACGGCCAGUGGAUUAGGAGGUGAAGAAGAAGAUUCUAGAGAAAAUGGAGACCACCUGAUCUUCUCUAGCAGUCACGUGGCGGAAGAAUCAGUGAAGGGCUGCGGGGUCUCACACGGUCACGUGGACAGCCAUGUCGGGCACACAAAUGACCACAGUGCCACUCAUGUACUUCACAGAAGCAAAAGGAACAUCCUAUCUGAGACCAAAUACAUCGAACUAGUGUUGGUGGCCGACCACCAGGAGUUUUUGAACUACCAGAAGAACAACAAAACUAUUAUCUACCGCAUGCUGGAUGUGGCCAAUCAGGUGGACUGGUUUUACCGUCCUCUAAAGGUUCGAGUGGCGCUGACAGGUUUAGAGGUGUGGAGUGACCGAGACAAGAUCCGUGUGGAGAAGAACCCCAGCGCGACGCUUAACAAUUUCCUGCUCUGGCGGACCAGGGAGCUUUUGCCACGCCUUCGCCAUGACAACGCACAGCUAAUCAUGGGUAGCGCCUUGGACGGCACCACGGUGGGCAUGGCGGCGCAGGCGUCCAUGUGUUCCAGAGACCGUUCCGGAGGUGUCAACGUGGACCACCUGGUGAGCAUUCUGGGUGUGGCAUCCACGGUGGCUCACGAGCUUGGACACAAUUUAGGGAUGAGCCACGACACGCAGGAACGACACUGCCACUGCACCAACCAGCCUCGCAUGGGUGGAUGCAUUAUGGAACCCUCCACUGGGUUCCUGCCCGGCCAGCAGUUUAGCAGCUGCAGCGUGUCUGACUUGUCCGUUAGUCUACUUCGAGGGGGCGGCAUGUGUUUGUUCAACGUACCGCCACCAGAACGCCUCCUGGGUGGGCCCCGUUGCGGCAAUUUGUAUGUAGAGCCUGGCGAGGAGUGCGACUGUGGCCUGCUUGAGGAGUGCCAGGACCCCUGCUGUAACGCAUCCACAUGUCGGCUGCACCCCGGCGCCCAGUGCUCAGCCGAUGGCGUCUGCUGCCAGGACUGCAAGCUGCGAGCGGCAGGUUCCGUAUGCCGAGAGCCAAUCGGAGAGUGCGACCUACCGGAGUACUGCACGGGUUCCUCCCCCUUUUGUCCUCCUAAUGUCUACAUUCAAAACGGCGAGCCUUGCGAGGACGGCGCCACCUACUGCUACGGCGGUGCCUGCGCUAGCAUGCGCGCGCAGUGUCAGAUGCUUUGGGGACCCAACGCCACCAGCGCACCGGCCGUUUGCUUCUCAUCUGUCAACAAACAAGGAAACAAAUACGGAAACUGCGGUCAGCUGAGUAAUGGAUCUUACGCUCCCUGUGCACCAAAUGACGUGCAGUGCGGCAGGAUCCAGUGUCAGGACGGCACGGAUCGCCCCCUGCUGGGCACCAACGCCGAGAUUCUGACCACCACUGUGCGCUUCAAUCUCCGCGACCUGGUGUGCCGCGGAACCUUCUUCCACCUGGGCGAUGAUGUGUCUGACCCCGCAUCUGUGGCACAAGGCACCGCCUGCGGGCCAGGAAAGGCUUGCUUGGACCACAAGUGCCAGGACGUGUCCGUUUUCGGUGUGGACGAUUGCCGCAAGAAGUGCAACGGUCACGGCGUCUGCAACAGCAUGAACAACUGUCACUGCCAGCCUGGAUGGGCGCCACCCGACUGCGCGUAUGCCGGACAUGGUGGCAGCGUGGACAGCGGACCCGCGCAUAUUGCCGCAGAGUCUGAUCCAGUCCUGGUGGCCCUGCUGGUGCUCUUCCUCAUCAUCCUUCCGGCGCUGCUCCUCUUCCUGGCGCUUCGCUUCCCUCGCGUCCGUCGUGUUUGUUUGGCUUUGGGAGGCAGCAAAUUCUUUCCCAAAUCAUCUCACAACCGGACUCCGGCAACAGAGCGAAGUUCGGACCGCAACGUGGAUCAAAUUCGUCCGUUGAGGUUUGACAACACCGCGUUGACGGACGUACGUGAGACUCCGCCCCUCAAGGAGCUUCUUGACAGACCUGCUCCUCCCACUAAGCCACUUCCCCCUGUCCCCCCUCUAAACCCCUCGCCACAGCCAUCCGAAAGGCGUCCGGCACCGCCCACCAAGCCGCUUCCUCCGGCUCCUCCCACCAGAGGCGUUCAGGUACGCAUCGUUGGCUUCGGACGCUCCGACGGUCAAACCGGCAGUGCCCAAAAAGCCACGCCCUCAUUUGACCGCCGCGUCUUCGUCGAGUUGGUCGUCCUCCUCCGUCGCGUCCCAGAAUCCCGCCCAGACCGGAGCAGCGGUGACAAAGCCCCGCCCCCUCCGCCGGUGCUGCAGUGCCUUCUUGCCAAGACACCCGCUGCUCAUUGGCUGUUUGCAAGAGGCCACGCCCAUUUCCAACCACGCCUUAGCAGGAGGUCAUGUGACCAAUGA